Babesia bovis T2Bo is the source of this 1560-nucleotide messenger RNA. Its product is annotated as Calcineurin-like phosphoesterase family protein. The transcript has 8 exons. The record is from RefSeq and is a predicted model, not a curated record. Gene Ontology annotation, cellular component: nucleus; cytosol. Gene Ontology annotation, molecular function: protein binding; protein serine/threonine phosphatase activity. The coding region runs from base 5 to 1543 and encodes 512 amino acids. NCBI's taxonomy places the organism in Eukaryota, Apicomplexa, Aconoidasida, Piroplasmida, Babesiidae.
CAAUAUGGCAGAUGUUAUUCAUAACCCUCUUAUCGCAGAAGCACAGCAACGUGCAGAUGAAAAGCGCCUGGAAGGCAAUAAGUUCUUUGGUGAAGGCGAUUACCCAGUUGCCGUUGAGCUCUAUACCCAAGCAAUAGGAAUAUUAAGAAAAGCGAUAGAAGAAGCUAAUGUACGCCAGAAUAGCGAGAAUUCCACAAAUGUGGAUACCUUGUCUUCCCAAACGAAUAUCCACCAACUCUAUACUAACAGAGCGUUAUGCCACAUUAGAAUGGAGAAUUACGGGCUCGCUGUAUUGGAUGCAGAUGCCGCCAUUAUGGCGCAGCCUGAGUACUCCAAGGCGUACUACCGACGUGGUUGUGCUUAUAUCUGCCUUAUGAAGUUCGAAGAUGCAGAAAAGGAUUUCGUCAAGGUGCUAACCAUGCAGAAUGAUGCUAUGACACGCACCAAACUCAAACAAUGUCGAGUCAUUCUCCGAGAAAAACGGUUCCAAGAGGCCAUCAAAAUAGAAACUCCACCGCCUCUGCACAUGACUAUAGACGUUGAAUCCAUAAGUGUUGAUCCGUCUUACAAAGGGCCUGUAUACACUGGAGAAAUUGCCGACAAAGGGCGCUUUUACAAGGAUGUUCUUGAUUAUAUCAAGAUUCCCGGCAAUACAUUACACCGCAAAUAUGUCAUUCAAAUAAUCUUGGAUGUGAUUAAUAUAUUGAAAGAGUAUGACUCCGUAGUGGAUCUGUCUUUAACAGAGAAAGACGACAUAACAAUUUGCGGUGAUAUACAUGGCCAGUUUUACGAUUUAUUGAAUAUAUUCGAAAUAAAUGGGUCACCCAGUGAAACUAAUGGGUACCUAUUCAACGGAGACUUUGUCGACAGAGGCUCAUUUUCCGUUGAAUGUGCCAUUGCACUAUUCCUGGCCAAAGCAUUUUACCCCAAGAAGUUCUUCAUUACGAGAGGUAACCAUGAAACUGAGGCUUUGAACAAGUGCUACGGGUUCAAAGGCGAGGUUAUCAGUAAAUACGACGACAAGGUGUACACUCUCUUCUGUGAGAGUUUCUGCUACCUGCCAUUGGGAUACAUCAUAAACAAAAAGGUUUUGAUUGUCCAUGGAGGUCUAUUCGGCAAUGACGGUGUCACUGUGGAGCAAAUGAAACAAGUGGACAGAGUCCGUGAACCUCCAGAUGAAGGAAUAAUGACCGAUAUGUUAUGGUCAGAUCCGAAACCCAGUAACGGAAGAACCCCGUCAAAGCGCGGAGUAGCGUGCCAAUUCGGCCCAGAUGUUACAUCAAACUUCCUACAGCAAAACGGACUGGAGCUAAUUAUAAGGUCGCAUGAGGUCAAGCAAGAAGGUUACGAAUUGGAACAUAACGGACAACUCAUAACUAUUUUCAGCGCACCUAACUAUUGUGACCAAAUGGGUAAUAAAGGUGCAUUUAUAAGGAUGAAUGGAAGUGAUUGUAAGCCCAAGUUCACACAGUUCGACGCAGUUGAACACCCACCCGUUAACGCGAUGCAAUAUGCCGACCCGUUAUUCAACGGUAUCUACUGAAGGCCUAUCGCAGACGU